Molecule: messenger RNA, 171 nt
Organism: Gloeophyllum trabeum ATCC 11539
Lineage: Eukaryota; Fungi; Basidiomycota; Agaricomycetes; Gloeophyllales; Gloeophyllaceae
Exons: 1
Source: RefSeq, a predicted model, not a curated record
AAGGCGAUCGGAGGGAUGAGUUUUUUCAAUGUCUGGUGGACGCCAGGAGAGACGCUCGUCCUUGUGAUAACUCUCCUCGUAAAAGCGCCUGUAAAGGCACGUACGGGAUGGCUCCCAUUUCACCCGGAUGGUAUGUGUAUCAAUCUCGCGCGUACAACUCGGCUGAAUUGA